CGGAGCUAAGGCCUCGCCGUCCCACUACCUCUCUCGCGCAAUGUGGCGCAACCGCCUCCCACGCUUGGCCAUCGGCGCGGCCGGCGUGACGGUUGCCUCUCUCAGUCGCUCGCUCGCGAGCUCCGACGCCGCCUCGCCGCCAGACGCGACACCGCCAGAAGCGGUGGCGGCGGAGAAGCCUCCGGAGGCCAAGGAGAAGCCUCCCUGCCUGCACACGCACUUGGUCGCCGACUCGUCGUCCGAGGUGAUGCGGCGCUACCCGCCCGCACACGAGCGGCAGCUCGCUGAGCGCGUCCUCCUCCGCCCGUGCGUCGACGUUGAGCGGGAGUCGACGACGAUGCGGGUGCUGGCCUACGCUCGCGACGGAAGCUCCGAGUCGCUGCUGCUCGCGUUGGGCGAGCGCCUGUGGCCCGAGGGAGCAGCGCUGCACCCGGGUGGCGUCGGCUACCCCGUCCUUCCAAUCUCGCUCGCUAAGCUCCCCGAGCCUCCCGAGCCGCCGGAGCCGCCCGAGCCGCCUGCCGAGUCUUCGGAGGCUAGGCCGGCGGUGGGCGCUGCGGAAGGAGAAAAGGGCGCGGCCGGGGGGGGGGAGGAGGAGGAGGAGGAGGAGGAGGCCGUCAUCUUGGUCACCCCCGCGUGGGAGCAAGCCGAGUCCCUCUGGAGGCAGCUCGAGGCGGUCGGCAUCCUCGAGCUCGAGCGAGACGCAGAGGCGCUUCCCGUGGCGGCGAGGCUCAUGCACGGCGGAGGCGGAGCCGGCGGCCGCUGGACAGGGGAGCUGCCUCCUGCCGCGGCCGGCGCUGUGGCAGGGCGAGUCGAGGUUGAGGUCUUUGGCGAGGGAGGAGGGCCGGCGUGGGAGGUGCGCGCCACGACUGCGGCGCCGGAGUGCGGGUUUUGCCGUUUCAUGAAGGGUGGGCCGUGCAAGGCUCCCUUCGAGGCGUGGGAGGCCUGCAUCGAGGCUGCGCGCGGCAACGGGGAGGACUUUGUGGAGCUGUGCGGCGCCGCGACGCUCGAGCUCAAGCGCUGCACCGACGAGCACCCAGAGUACUAUGGCGCUCUCGGCGGCGAGGGCGAGGCGGCCGGUGGCGGCGGCGAGGGCGGCGGCGAGGGCGGCGACGAGGGCGGCGACGAGGGCGGCGGCGGUGCGAAAGAGGCUGCCUCGGAGCAGGCGGCAGCCCCGGAGCCCGCGGUGGCGCCGCCGGUGCGGAGGAAGAGUCGGUACGGAGGCGCCUUCGAGUCGGAGGAGCUUGCCGCGCCGACGAGCGAGCCGCGGUACGGGGGCGCCUUCCGCAAGUAGCACAAGCCGGAAGCCCUUGAUCGGCGGGCGCCAACAUGCGGCCGCGUCGGUGGCUGGAGGGCUGCAGGGGUGCUGCGCCGGCGCCGCUUUAUCGGUCUCAAGAGUGGCGAGGCGUUCUCGCCACUGAAGUUCGUUGUCAGAGUUGCGUCGCCGUCGGCCGCCACGCCAGGCAGCCCGAAAGCCGAAUGCGGCAGCGCCGGGUAGGCCGGGGAGACAUACGUGUAUGUUCGCAUGUCGCCCGGGGCUCGCACCCCCCGGCCCAUGCCCCGGCGCGGCCACACGGCC
Messenger RNA from Emiliania huxleyi CCMP1516, 1576 nucleotides. RefSeq lists its product as hypothetical. Lineage: Eukaryota; Haptophyta; Isochrysidales; Noelaerhabdaceae. The coding region runs from base 41 to 1291 and encodes 416 amino acids. The record is from RefSeq and is a predicted model, not a curated record. The transcript is spliced from 5 exons.